AUGGUCUCCAUUGAUGCGCUCGUGUACAACCUCCUGAAGCUGAAAGCUCCACGGGAUUUUGUUCUCACGGUGCUCCUGGUGAUCUGGACGUCCGGCUUGUACGACCUGAAGGAGGAGUACGACUGGCUGGAAUUCUUUGCUGGUCACGCAGCGAAUACUCGUUGCAUUCGUCUACGGGGCUUUCGCGCAGCAAAGUUCGAUAUCGACUACUUCCCAAAGCCAACUGGGGAUGAUAUCGAUGGGGAGGCAUGCAGCAACUUCCAGGACAUCACAUCUCAUUCGGGAUUCUGGGUCUGCCUCCUCUUGUACCUGGUCACGGCCUGUGGUGGGACUUGGAUCGUUGAACAGCCGGCCGGUUCCACCAUGGAGUUCUACCCGACAUGGCGGCAUUUUGUGGUGUCCCUUUUUCAAUUGGGAGGAGUGGGAUCCGUUACGCGCGCGGGAUGGUACAUGGGGGCGUACUUUGGCAACAGCCUGAAGCGGCAGUACGCUUAUUCCAAUUCUCCGGCAAUCCGUCGUCUUGACAAAGGUAAACUUCAGAUGAUUAAAGCGAGGCUUGAGAAAGCAGGCAACAGAACCAAAACCCGCCGUGCCAAACCCGACAAGAAUGGAAAGCUUCGCUACUACGGAACCAAAGAACUGAAGGGCACAGAGACGCUUGUUUGGAUUUAA
Messenger RNA from Symbiodinium sp. CCMP2592, 672 nucleotides. The record is from the annotation of a GenBank genome assembly. Lineage: Eukaryota; Dinophyceae; Suessiales; Symbiodiniaceae.